Austrofundulus limnaeus is the source of this 2145-nucleotide messenger RNA. RefSeq names its product RNA polymerase II elongation factor ELL2. Gene Ontology annotation, biological process: snRNA transcription by RNA polymerase II; positive regulation of transcription elongation by RNA polymerase II; transcription elongation by RNA polymerase II. The record is from RefSeq and is a predicted model, not a curated record. The coding region runs from base 69 to 1886 and encodes 605 amino acids. Gene Ontology annotation, cellular component: transcription elongation factor complex. The transcript is spliced from 12 exons. Gene Ontology annotation, molecular function: cis-regulatory region sequence-specific DNA binding. Lineage: Eukaryota; Metazoa; Chordata; Actinopteri; Cyprinodontiformes; Rivulidae.
GCAGGACGCACGCGGCGCUCAGAGGAGCAGCUCGAGCUGCAGCAGCAGAGCUGAGAGAAGAGCCAGCGAUGGCUUCACUCAAGCAGGAGCACCGUUACGGGCUCUCCUGUGGAAAAACGAACAAAAACAGCCCCAACAUCACGCUGUACCACGUCAAGCUGACGGACACGGCUGUCAGGGCGCUGGAGGCUUACCAGAACCUCAAGGGAGCUUUACAAAGUCAACCAUCCAUAUGUUUCAGCAGAAACCAAGGGUGCAUCAAGAUCCCAGCUCCUACACCAGAGACACCGUCUGCUUUCCGUGUCUUCACCUUCUACUUAUCAAGUGACAGCAAAGAUCAGCCACAGGCCAGCUUUGACUGCAUCCAUCAGUAUGUCUCCAGCGACGGCCGCGAGCAGCUGGAAGGUCAAGGCAGCAUCCAGGACAAGAUCACCGUGUGCGCCACCGACGACUCCUACCAGGUGACCCGUGAGAGGAUGUCUCAGGUGGAGAAGGACAGCUGGAGCCGCUCGGCCAUUGAGAUCAAACCUGGAGCCACACAUCCCAGUAAAUGUGUGAAGUACCAGAAGAGACCAGCUUCUGUGUCGGCUCCGGAAAAUAACUUCUAUAAACAGCCGACCAACAGCCGCAGGAUGGAGAGCACGGCCGCCCUGGUUCAGAAGCCCCUGAAGGAGCGCAUCGUCCACCUGCUGGCGCUGAAGCCGUACAGGAAACCAGAGCUGCUUCUGUGGCUGGAGAGAGAAAGAGCGGGAGCCAAGGACAAGGCCGAGCUGAGCGCCGUCCUGGACGAGGUGGCCAAGCUGAACCCCAAAGACAGCAGCUACCUGCUGAAGGAUGAGCUGUACAAGGAGGUGCAGAGGGACUGGCUGGGCUACAGCGAGGAGGACAAACUGCUGAUCAGCAGGCUGUUGGCCAGGAAGCUGCAGCCUCACAUCACCAAUCAACCCAGAAACACUGAAACACGUUUGUCAGUAACAAAGAUGUCAGAAGAUCAAAGUAUUGCAAAAAGCAUUUCUGUGAAACGGUCUGUGUCAUUGGACUCGCAGGAAAGACUCGCCAUGAAGAGACAGAAACUAACAGACCAGAGGUCACAGCGUCAGUCAGUGGAAAAAGGACUCGUCCACAACAAAGAAGUUCAGAGUCACGCAGCGCCGACUCUCAGCCCCAGUUUCCACUCAAACUCUGAACCUCAAAGGACGCAGAGCCACACUGACGCCCGGUGCGGCCCCCCCGGAGCCCACGGUGGCUUUCCUGUUACGCACAGACUCCACAGCCCCUCUGACCGACCCGUUUCUGACAGCAAGGAGCCGGAGUCUAAAACAAACGUCCUCCAGCUGCCUGCCUGCGACUCUGACUGCGCACAGAGGAACCUCGCCAACAACCAGCACCGAAAGAAGAAGUCUAAAAAGCACAAGGACAAGGAGCGGGAGAGGUUAAAAGACGACAAGGACACUGAGUGGAUUAAGUCCAGUCCUGAUCACAAGCAGAAUCCAGAGAAWGUUGACAAUCCUGACAUCCCAACUGCUGUGGCCUCUGAGGAGAAGCCGGAUUACGUGCUCGCGUACAGCAGCGUAACGAGUUUGGAUCAACGUCAGCGGUACCAGGAGGAUUUCUGUGCCGAGUACGAUGAGUACAAGGACCUCCAUUCAAGAAUUGCCGCCAUAACUCACAUAUUUGUUCAGCUGGGGUCAAAGAUCAAGAGUCUGUCCCCGGGAACGCGAGAAUACAAGUUAAUGGAAGACCAAAUACUUGAAAAGUACAAGAAGUAUCGAAAGAAGUUUCCGAGCUACAGGGAGGAAAAGAAACGCUGCGAGUAUCUUCAUGGAAAACUGUCGUACAUUAAACAGCUCAUCCUGGACUAUGAUCUCUCUAAAACCUCCUCGUAGCAUCUUCCGUCCAGAUCGUUAUCUGAAACUGUCCACUUUAGAUACAAGAGCAAAGUUUUUACCUGGAGAACUGCUCCUGUCGAGGGCUUCUGCUUGGACCGAGGAGCUCUAAUAUCAGUCAUUGAUUCUGAUCUGAACUUCCCACUGUUCUUAUUUUGUUUUGGUUUUUGGAAGGUCGAAGGGAAAUCUAAAAAAGUAACUUAUAAAAGGUUAAAAAUCAUUGGAAGGUGUUUUGAUGGAAAUGUAUGAAAGAUUUUAA